AUGGCGACAAAAAGAGUGAGAGAAGAUGCAAACAUCGAGAUGCUCCCCAUAGCCAACUCCAUGGCUCCAUUGUUGUGCACAGGCAAGGAUAAGUCUGGCUCUGGCUCUGGCUCCAAUUUGGGCAAUAGCGAUUGUAAUCAGAGCUUCACUUGCAAAACUUGUAAAAAAGAGUUCUCGACCUUCCAAGCCCUUGGUGGCCAUCGUACAGGCCACAACAAAGCCUCUAGAUUGAUGGGGGAUGAAGACCACCUUGAUCGUGAUGAAAUUGGUAGGCUAUUGUCACCAAUGACGAUGACGGUGACAGCAAAGACAAAGGCAAAGGUGAUGACGACUGCAAAGGCGGAAAAGCAAGUAAAGACUCAUAAGUGCCCAAUAUGUGGGAUGGUGUUUCCAAUGGGUCAAGCUUUGGGUGGUCAUAUGAGACGGCAUCGAGGAGCUGUAACAAGGAAGGAUACACACCCGUUUAUGGAGAAAUUAGAGAGUAACAUGUCAUGCCCAGCUAAUUCCGAGCCUAUGACAAGCAACUCUGAGAGAGAGCACUUGGAUCUAGAUCUACACUUGGCACCUUAUAAUCAACGAUACCAAGUUUAA
Diospyros lotus (date-plum) is the source of this 591-nucleotide messenger RNA. RefSeq names its product zinc finger protein ZAT11. Bases 1 to 591 code for a protein of 196 amino acids. NCBI's taxonomy places the organism in Eukaryota, Viridiplantae, Streptophyta, Magnoliopsida, Ericales, Ebenaceae. Gene Ontology annotation, biological process: response to chitin; response to stress. The transcript has a single exon. The record is from RefSeq and is a predicted model, not a curated record.